Carya illinoinensis is the source of this 696-nucleotide messenger RNA. RefSeq names its product protein FAR1-RELATED SEQUENCE 7-like. The coding region runs from base 1 to 696 and encodes 231 amino acids. NCBI's taxonomy places the organism in Eukaryota, Viridiplantae, Streptophyta, Magnoliopsida, Fagales, Juglandaceae. The record is from RefSeq and is a predicted model, not a curated record. The transcript is spliced from 2 exons.
AUGAUAAAUGCCAACUUGGUGAAGGGUACUUGGGAGGUGAUCACUAUUGAGAAUGCUCAUAAUCACAGCACUGUCAGCCCCCAAAAAUCUAGAUGCUUUAGAUUGCACAAGCAUUUAGACGAAUACAGUCAGAGGAUGCUUGACUUGAACGACAGAGCUGGUAUUAGAAUGAACAAGAAUUUUAAUGCACUUGUUGUUGAUGCAGGGGGGUUCGAGAAUCUUGAUUUCCAAGAAAAAAACUGUCGAAAUUUUAUUGAUAAAGCCAGGAAAUUAAGGUUGGGUAAAGGGGGUGGAGAAGCACUUACUGAGUAUUUCAAGAGGAUGAGGUUACAGAAUGAUGGUUUUACAUAUAUGAUUGAUGUGGAUGAGGAGUUGAGAUUGAGGAAUGUGUUUUGGGCUGAUGCACGUAGUCGAGCAACGUAUGAGUAUUUUGGGGAUGUGAUCACAUUCGAUACGACAUACCUAACCAAUAGAUACGAUAUGCCAUUUGCUCCAUUUGUUGUGGUAAAUCACCAUGGACAGUCUAUACUAUUAGGGGCUGGAUUGCUUUCAAACGAGGACACAAGGUUGAAGACUUCCAUCCAAAGUGCCCUAUAUGAUUCACAGACAUGCACAGAAUUUGAGAUGAAAUGGGGGCAACUUAUUCAGAAGUAUGGACUUGGUGAUAAUGCAUGGUUGCAAGGGUUGUACAACUAG